AUGCGCCCUAUUGCGUCGCAGCUUUUAGCCCAGACCAAUGUUGGAGGUCGACAUCACAACCCUCCUGCUGCAGCCGUGCUGCUCCUCCUGUGUCUUGGCUUCCCUCCCUCUGUGGCUGUGUGCCCACUAGAUUGCAUUUGUGCAAGUGAUAUAAUUUCCUGCAGCGGCCGCAAUCUGUCCACGACGCCCUUUGAUCUACCAAGUUAUGCCACACGGUUGGACCUGAGCCACAAUGUUAUCACUACCCUGCCAACAGAUUGGAUUCCCCAACAAUUUGCCAGACUUGCUACACUGGUUCUCAGCCGAAACGCCAUAAGCCAAAUUGAGGUAAAUGCUUUCAAUGUCACACCACAUCUCCUGCACCUGGACCUCUCAUCCAACCAAAUAACAGACCUGAACUUCUCCCUCUUCACUGGGUUGAAUGAACUGAAAGAGCUCCUGCUGUAUGACAACAAGAUCGUCCUGAUCAACCCAGGGGAUUUCAGCGAUCUUCACAGCCUGCAGAGGCUCUACCUCUCAGGGAACAGACUGAAGACUUUUCCCUUUGGGCUGUAUUGGGAACCUGGAGGGCCCCGUAACCUGACCUUUCUUGAUCUGUCCUACAACAGGCUCUCUCAGGUGCCUGUCCAGAGUCUGCUGUCUCUCACCCAACAAGGUAGCAUUUAUUUGCAGGAAAACCCUUUGGUAUGUGACUGUGCUUUACUCGCCUUACUCGAGUACUGGAUGUGGAAACAGUAUCAGCCCCUGAUGGAAUUCAGAGAUGGAUACCCAUGCAGGGAUGAUUCUGGACCAGGGCCUGUUCGUAGGCAGCAGGGAGUGUCAAACAUGCCCCUUGAGUCACAGACUUACCAAGAAGAGCCUGGUAAAUGGCUGAGCGUGCCAUGUCCAGGGUUGGAAUCUUCAGCCCAGGAGGGCCUUGUUGUGUUCUGGGUUACCCCAAUGACUGUAUUGAAUUCAUCAACAAAUGAUCCCAGUGCCCAUUUAAUAGUUCUCCCCAAUGGCACCCUUGAAAUCCAAGGAGCACUCAUAGAGGAUUCUGGCACAUAUGGGUGUGUGGUAGCCCGCCAGCGCCACUAUGACCCCUACGAGUCUGUUGAGGUCAAUGUUGUGGUCGGAAACUUGAGCACUGCCUCUGCAAGUGGCUUGACCCAUCGCAGUGGCACAGAGCAUUUCAACACUGCGUUCACCACCCUUGCUUCCUGUGUGGUCAGCAUCAUAUUGGUGCUGCUGUACCUCUACCUCACCCCCUGUAGGUGCAGAGAAAGCCGGGGUGGAUCGAGAGGGUGCGGCGGGCGAGCCAUCCUUCUCUGUUCAGACCCCAGAGAGGCAGAGUCAGGAGAGCGUCGGUCAAAUGGAAAGAGGGUGGCUUUCUUAGAGCCUCAAGCAGAGGACUCUGAUAUUGGCGGCUCCAAAACACCAGCAAUGAACUUGGGUCAUGUUACUACUGAGGGAAUUCUAAAGAAUGGAAGUAGGACAGUUGGUCAGACCUACAUAGAUCCUGCUCAAAUAGCGUAG
Messenger RNA from Limanda limanda (common dab), 1515 nucleotides. Its product is annotated as amphoterin-induced protein 2-like. The coding region runs from base 1 to 1515 and encodes 504 amino acids. Lineage: Eukaryota; Metazoa; Chordata; Actinopteri; Pleuronectiformes; Pleuronectidae. The record is from RefSeq and is a predicted model, not a curated record. Gene Ontology annotation, molecular function: protein binding. The transcript has a single exon.